Messenger RNA from Theileria parva strain Muguga, 2563 nucleotides. RefSeq lists its product as uncharacterized. The transcript is spliced from 2 exons. NCBI's taxonomy places the organism in Eukaryota, Apicomplexa, Aconoidasida, Piroplasmida, Theileriidae. The record is from RefSeq and is a predicted model, not a curated record. The coding region runs from base 34 to 2544 and encodes 836 amino acids.
UAAAUAUCCACACAAUUAAUUUUUAAUAGCUUUAUGCAAACUUUAAAAUCUAGUAUUAAAAAAUCUAAAAUUGGAAAAGUCCCGCAAAUAGGCCUUCGUCUAGUAAAUAAGCUCCAUGAUGGGCACACCUCUGAUAAAUUUUGGAUCGAUUAUAUCGAUUAUGUUCGGAAUCGCGAGAAUUUUAAAAAAUUAAGUCCACAUUCUAAGUGCCUUUUAACAUGUGUUAUUACCAAGUUGGAUAGGAAUUUGGUUAAAAAAACUCGUUCCGACGAGUUACUAGUUUCUAUUUACUCCGACAUUAUUAACGGAAGAUCAGCUCCUUUUUUGAAUUUGGAACUCCUAAACAUGAUUUUGGUUUCAUCAUACACACUUGGGAUUCCACUCUCAAGUCAACAGUUAGAAACUAUCUUAGACUCCGUACACCAGCAUAUCAGUACCAGUAACUUAUUUAAACAUUACAAUUCCGAUAAAAAUUCCGAUUCACCAAAUGAAACUUCACCUGUUAGGAUUGGUAUAGAGGCUAUUGUGAGCAUUUUACAUUCACUUGCAACCUUAGCAAGGAGAUUUCCAUUACAUUUGGGCAGAGUUAGAGAUUCUGCAGCUGUUGAUUUGUUCGUCUUAAAUUUGGAGUCAUUUUUGAAACUACUUAAUCCCAGAGAGUUCUCACUUGUAUUAUUCUCCUUCCACAACCUUAAUCUUAUUAAUAAUAACAGAAACCCAGAGAACGUAUUUUAUAGAGUUGGAAGCGAAAUUCUAGACACCUUUGAUAACCAAACCAUUUCAACUGUUUUCCAUAUCUCAGCAAAUAACCGAAAGUUGCAAGAACUUUUCAAACUUUUCAAGAAAAGAAUUGAUUCCAUAAUCUUGAACAACUAUCCCAAUACUUCUAUCCAUUCUGAUACAAUUACUGACACCAUUAGUCAUGGGAAUUCUGUAAAAUUUACUGGCAGAGAAAGUUGUAACAUACUUUGCGGAUUAAUAAAGACUGGAACUUUAGAAGACUUUCACAAGUCAUUUCUUGCACAGAGCAUUUCCGAUAUGAACUUACAGGAACUUUGUAACCUUUGUAGCCUGCUGAUAUCCAAAAAAUACCCUGUAGAUCUAAAUUUUAAAACCUUAUUUGUCAAUAAACUACAGAAUUUAGACCUAAGUGGGUCUGUAGUUCUGGAUUUUCUGAGUGUUUCAAACUGUUUUCACGAGUGGGAAAUUGAAAACCAUACUGUUCUUGACAGACUAAUCUUGGCAAUAACUACUAACGGCAAUUUUGUAUUCAAUCAGAAGUCGAUUCUACUGUUACACUACCUGACACGGCUCAACUAUUCAAAUUUAAACUCUCUUUUAGCCUUGUUUUUGGACAAAUUCAGAUCGAACCAUGUAAACUCAUCCCAGCUUAUUCUCUUUUACAACUCUAUCAUGAAUAUUUAUUCGGUUAAAUUGAGCGAUAAAGGUUUAGAUUUGGGGAAAGACUCUGGCUUUGAAGUGAUUUUGAAACUUUUGAGUAGGGUUGAAAGUGAAAUACUAGGGUUUGAUUUUAACAAGUUAGGCAAAAUUGACCUGUUUACACUUGGGAAAUCAAGGAAUAUUCUCAUCACUAAGAAAUUACUAAAACAUAUUCAUGACACCGAAAGCGUCAUUGAUAACUUGGAUAUUAUUUAUGCCAUAACUAAGACCACAGAUAGUCCUGAUUUGUGCUCAACAAUCAACUCGUUACUUGCUACAAUAGAUCCUUUGCACUUUUUAAACUCAAAUUACAUUAAAGUUAAAGAUUUUACGAACUAUUUGAAUAUUGUUUCAACUCUGAGAAACCUUGAACUUUUAAAACAAUUGACUCAAACUACAUUGGAUACUGGAAAUCACUUGAACAACUUCAUUAUCCUUUUGGCAAUUUUAAAUUGUUGUAAGAAGUUGCAUUAUUUUGAUUCAAAUGUUAAGGUUCUCAUGAGUAAGUUGGUUUAUUUAUUUUCCCACACACGUUACUUAAAGGACUAUACAAAUUCUAAUACUAAGGCAUCUUUACUAAGUACCAACUUUGAUAAUUCACUGGAUGACUUUCUUAGUGUUCUAUAUCACUUAGAUUACUUUGCCAGUUCCUCAAACUAUGAUAAACAACUAACGCAGUCUUUGCAAAACUAUAUCAAGAAUACUGUAAAUAAUAAUAAAUUUGUUGAAAACAGAAAGGUUGUAAAUUGUAAAAAUGAAUUUGCGAAUUUUGAAUCUGUGCUAUUUAGUUUAUCUGCACUGGUUUUUAAUGCUGUUUUAAGUUCCUCAGCGCUCGUUAUCCACAUUAAAUACUAUUUGUCACAAUCUGGUACCAUUUCACCAACUGUUCUCAAGUGCCUCUCAAUGAACUCGGGAUACCUCGACUUGUUUACAUUAGAGGAACUCAGGCUGAUUGACUCAAUUGAGUUUGAAAGGCGUUCUAACUACAAGAAGGAAGAAAAUUCAGUUCAGACGAGUGUAUUUUCAAUACUUGGAAAAAUGGGUAUAAAAUCAGUACCAGAAGAGCAAGUUUUCGAUUAUUACAUAGACUUGUUAAUAAAAUAAUUUAGUAUUUAUGGAGUUU